GACGUCAACACCACAGCCUACAACAUCAUUACAUAUUCACCAUCGCCAAACCACUCAGCCACCGACCUAGCUACAUCCCAUAACCACGCAAACACUAUAGAAGUGGCUACUAAUGGUGAGGAGACAGUGGCCACACUAGACGAAAAUCAAGCGUAUUAUAUAUGGCUGUACACGCGAGUGUACGAGUUGUACAUCAGCAGCAUACUUUUUUACCUAUUGCCUUACACCCUGAUCCCCAUCCUCAAUAUGCAGCUGUUGGUGGCAAUUAAAAGGCGGAGGGAGGAGACGAGCAGAAUCAGUGCUAAACAUUCACAUAGGUUGCACUUUCCCAAACCUACAGACCUGGAAGACGGUUUAACCUUGAUCGUCCUUGGCAUCACCGUCUGUUUCUUCAUCUGCUGUCUGAUUCCCGCUAUUUACAAUGUGACCCAGAUCGCAGAAGUGCCCUCACACACAGGCUUAGCCUACUACCUACUGACAGCCAGCGAUACCAUGCUCUGUGUCAACGCUAGCACCGACUUCUUCUUUUACUGCCUUCUCGGUAGAAAGUUCAGGAACGUUUUUAUUCGCCUUUUCUGCCCGAGGUGUUUUAUCAAAAGACGAAGAACUAACACAAGCAGUUAUUUUAAAGGAAGUCAUAAAAAUAGCGAAACAUUUUAUUACUCUGUUUAA
Messenger RNA from Candidula unifasciata, 672 nucleotides. The record is from the annotation of a GenBank genome assembly. NCBI's taxonomy places the organism in Eukaryota, Metazoa, Mollusca, Gastropoda, Stylommatophora, Geomitridae.